AUCCGUUUACCAACUGUCAAGUUACGUUAGUGUAAUGGCGAAUCGCGGAGGCUCUGGGAAAUUUUGUGCUGCUAAAGGCUGUCACAACAGCUAUAGGAAGCUCAAAAAUUUUCUUGAUCAAGAGUGUUAUGAUCACAAGCCAACAAUAAGAGCAGAAUGUAAAUGCCCAAGACCAUUUAAAUUGCACAAGAUGCCAUCCGACGACGACGGUAAAAGACAUUGGCUCGCAGCACUUAAUUUGAAAUGCCCGCCUCGUAACGUCCAUGUAUGCUCAUUCCACUUUGUGGACAGACAACCAACGACAGAAAAUCCAUAUCCUGAACUUUGGCUUGGAUAUGAUCGUCCAUUAAGUAAGAAGAGAAGACGACGAACGUGGCCGGACGAAGGAGCUGGUGUUAACCCAGAGCAGCAUGGAAUGGAUGAAAUGAAACCUGUAGAAGAGAGUCUUGCAUCUGUCCCCAGUCCCAAGCAAACAGAUGUUGAUGACAGCAGCUGUACAUCAAAAACCUUUACCUCUGUUGGAACACAGUGGGAAGACCACAUCUUCGAGGAGCAUUGUUAUAUUAAGAGACAACACAGUAUAACUUAUGUAAACCAGUCAACGCAGUGCGAUACAUUCAAGCCUCUAACUCUGAUGAAUGACUAUGACUCAAAUCUCUACACUGGGCUCCCUCUCCACACAUUUCAUACCCUUGUAGCUGUUCUGCGUCCCCAUGAGAAUCUGGCUUACCAGACUGAAAUUGAACAGCAAAUCUUGCUCACACUAAUGAAGCUGAAAUUAAACCUGUUGAUAGAAGAUCUUGCCAUUCGAUUCUGUAUAUCAGUGAGUCAAGUGAGCAGGAUAAUUUCUUUUUGGAUUGACACCAUGGCUGCAGUCUUGAAGGAACUGAUACCAUGGCUCCCCAAAGAAACAAUCAGGGCCACAACACCAGAGGCAUACAAGCAACAUUACCCUAAUGUUACCUGUAUCUUAGACUGCAGUGAAAGUGAAGUCCAAAGACCAGGGAACCUAGACUCAAGGUCUGAAUCAUACAGCCACUACUAUGCUUGCAACACCAUCAAGUAUUUAGUGGCUAUUGCACCAUGUGGUCUAGUAAUGUUUAUAUCUGCAGCAUAUGGGGGACGCUGUAGUGACAAAUUCAUCACGUGUGAUUCUGGCAUUCUCGAAUACCUCCAUCCAGGAGAUGAAGUGAUGGUGGACAGGGGUUUUUUGAUUAGAGACUUGUUGUUUGAAAGAAAAGUCAAUAUGAUAAUUCCUCACUUUGCCAACAAAAUGCAGCUAACAGAAGAAAAAGUCACAUGUAGCCGCAGGAUUGCAAAUGUAAGGAUACAUGUUGAACGUGCAAUUAGGAGACUGAAAGUAUACAAGGUGUUAUCACAAACCUUGCCUAUCACCCUUAUGCCAAAGAUAGAUAAAAUUCUGCGUAUAUGUGCAGCUUUAGUGAAUUUGCGUGGUGAUCUGAUCCGUGAAGCAGAUAAAUAA
Carassius gibelio (silver crucian carp) is the source of this 1483-nucleotide messenger RNA. RefSeq lists its product as uncharacterized. NCBI's taxonomy places the organism in Eukaryota, Metazoa, Chordata, Actinopteri, Cypriniformes, Cyprinidae. The transcript is spliced from 2 exons. The record is from RefSeq and is a predicted model, not a curated record. The coding region runs from base 35 to 1483 and encodes 482 amino acids.